UUUUCGUCAGUUGGAAACACCACGUGGGGCUCCGUUGUUGUCAUUCUGGGGACUUGGGCCUUUGUGUCCUGAUUGCGCAUCCUUUUGACUCUCCUGCUCUCUCUUAAUCUCUCUCCGUCUUCGCUGAGUUCCUCCUAUGUCACGCUGCGCGUCACCCCCCACCCUCCAUCCCUUUGUGUCGUCUGUCCCUUCCACUCCUCGCUUAGUUUCUCUUCCUCUCCACCCCGCUCUGAAUUCGCCACAUCUGCUCUUGUCAUGCGUGGUCUCCAAUUGCCUCUUGGAACUCAAUGUCUGCCGUAGGGUUCCCUGUUUAAAAUGUUGCCGAUGUAAAUCACGACACACUGUCGACGAGCGGCUCGCGUGUGCUGGGUUCUUGGAGAUCUUGUGGUGUCAGCUGCCUCUGUACCACGUGCUUUUUGUGGAUAUGGCAUUUAUUACCUUGUGAGUUUGGUGUGCUGCUAAGGAUCUUUACGACUCCUUCCGUUGCAGAGAUAUAACCCUCAGGAGGUCUCAAUGCAGUUAGUGAGAGAUCCUCAUGCCUAUUCUCAAAUAGGAGCACCAGUCCGAAACCGGAUGUAGUCCAAUUGCAUUGUCGCCCGCACCAUGUCUUGGGUUACAGGCUGGAAGAGGCAGGUGGAUACGUUCCACCUGACUCUUGGCUACGGUGACCAGGUCCAAUCUCCCAAUCUGGAGUUGCUCAAGAAUAGCCAGCAUUUGAAGUCCGACAUCGGCAGCGACCUCCUCUCGUCUUGCAGAUAUCGGGUUGAGCUCGAUUGGUCAGCUGGCGACGAUGAAGAUCAAGUGGUUCUGAAGCUGCAGUCCCUAAUUAUGAUAACACUGCCGGCUCCUCAAGACGACAUCCAUGUGUCGUUUACACUCACGCCACCAACAAAUGAGGAAUCGGGAAAUCACGUCGAAAAUGAAACCUUCAAGAAUGUACAAAUUAAAAUGGAAGUACAGAAGCGGGGGGAGCUUCUCCGCGUUGUGUCACUGUCGAGGACAGUGGGUUCAGGACCAUCAGGAGAUGGACUGAGUGUGCUGACAAGGUUGGUCGCACCAGGAUCAUCAGUUGACCACGUUCCAAGAGCGACUGUUUCUGAGGAACUUUUGGGCUGCAGUCGGAACUAUCGAUCCAUUACCAUUCUCAAUCUCUCAAAUUGCUUCCUUACUACCAUACCUUCAGACUUGAUGAAGCUGCCAUUGCUAGAAAAAUUAUACUUGGAUAACAAUAAACUCACACUAUUGCCUCCAGAAGUUGGACAGCUCACACGGUUGCAAGUGCUUCAAUGUGACCAUAAUGCACUUGUGUCUGUUCCAGCCGAGCUUCGGCAAUGUAUCGAGUUGGUGGAGCUUUCACUCGAAUACAACAAGCUAGUUCGCCCUUUAUUAGAUUUCAGGGCUAUGUCCAAGCUACGAGUAUUACGACUUUUUGGCAACCCUCUGGAGUUUUUACCAGAAAUAAUUCCUUGCGCAAACUUGCGUCAUCUGUCUCUUGCCAAUGUCCGCAUCGAGGGUGAUCAAGAUCUCUCUACCAUCAAAGUUGACAUUGAGGCUGAAGCAGCUUCGUAUUUUGUGGCAUCGAAACACAAAUUGAGUGUGUUUUUUGCUCUCAUAUUCCGGUUCUCAUCUUGCCAACAUCCGCUGCUAGCAUCUGCUUUGGCAAAGAUGGCGCAAGAUGAUAGCAAUCGGUCUGUCAUUGGCAAGGACGAGGGCGCUCUCCGUCAACUUCUUAGCAUGAUGCUUAGUGACGAUCCUCACGUGGUGGACCAAGCGUGCGUAGCGUUGGCAUCGCUUGCUGUAGAUGGAGCAGUGGGAGUCCGCUUGAUGCGGGCAGAUUUGGUGCAAGCUAUUGAGAUGGUGUUACGGAACACAAGCAAUGAAGACGAAUUGCUUAUAUCUGUUUUGCAGGUCCUGAUGAAUUUGGCCUUUACUUCUGAUGCUGUUGCAUCUCGCGUCCUCACAAAGGAGAUACUCAAGCGACUUAAAAUAUUGUGUGUUCAUAGAAGUCCCGAGGUGCAGCGACAUGCUCUUCUGACUGUAGGUAACCUAGCAUUUUGCUGGGAAAACCGACGUACCUUAGUUGCAUCUGAAAGUUUGAGAGACCUUCUAUUACGUCAAGCUUCUGGCACCAAUGCAAUAGUAUGUAAAGCUGCCGCUCGAGCAUUGGCCAUCCUUGGUGAAAAUGAGUACUUACGGCGAGCAGUGCGGGGCCGGCCCAUAUCCAAACGAGGGUUGCGGAUUUUAUCUAUGGACGGUGGGGGCAUGAGAGGAAUGGCCACUGUACAGAUGUUGAGGAAUAUUGAGAAGGGAACAGGUCGAAGAAUUCAUGAGAUUUUUGAUCUUAUCUGUGGCACAUCUACUGGUGGGAUGCUUGCUGUGGCUUUGGGUAUUAAGCGUAUGGACCUUGAUCAAUGCGAAAACAUUUACAAGUCGUUAGGUAAGUUGGUAUUUGCCGAGCCAAUUCCGAAAGAUAAUGAAGCAGCCACAUGGCGCGAAAAGAUUGACCAGGUCUACAAAAGCUCGUCACAGAAUUUCCGUGUCGUGGUUCAUGGCUCAAAGCACAAUGCGGAGCAAUUUGAGCAUUUGCUGAAAGAGAUGUGCGCAGAUGAGGAGGGGGAUUUACUAAUUGAAUCAGCAGUGAAGGGCGUUCCAAAAGUCUUUGUUGUUUCUGCUCUUGUUAGUGUGACUCCUGCUCAGCCGUUUGUGUUCCGCAAUUACCAGUAUCCUCCAGGAACUCCUGAAACAGCACCCUCGACAAACGAUGGGCCGGCAGCCUCAGUUUCUGGCACUCCGGCCACCGCCACCCCAUUAACCACUCAAGUAGGACCACGAAGAAGUGCCUUCAUAGGUAGCUGUAAGCAUCGAAUAUGGGAAGCUAUUCGUGCAUCAUCUGCAGCUCCCUAUUACCUCGAUGACUUCUCACAAGAGUCCAAUCGGUGGCAAGAUGGUGCAAUUGUUGCCAAUAAUCCAACCAUUAUUGCCUUACGUGAAGCGCAGCUUAUAUGGCCUGACACUCAAGUUGAUUGCCUCGUCUCUGUGGGCUGCGGUAAUGUGCCUACAAAGGCACGCGGCAAAGGAGGAUGGAGAUACCUGGACACUGGCCAGGUACUAAUUGAGAGUGCCUGCUCUGUUGAGAGGGCGGAAGAAGCUUUAGACACUCUUCUGCCCAUGCUUCCGAACCUUCAGUAUUUUCGCUUCAAUCCGAUUGACGAUAGGUGUGACAUGGAGCUUGAUGAGACGGAUGCUGCUGUGUGGUCAAAGUUGGAAACCGCCACUCAGGAAUAUGUGGAUGCAAAUGCUGCCGUAUUCCAGGCUGCGUGUAAUGUACUUUCACCACCACCGCAAGCAGACGGUCUCUGGCAUGACAAAGCUCGCUCUACACGAGGGGGUACCAGAGGCUCACAGCUUGGAAAAGGAGAUGAAUCGGUAGUCGCCGGCAUUGGAUGGAGACGACGAAUUCUUCUUGUUGAAGGGUGUCGCAGCCCGGAGCUUGUCAAGCCGUGGCGACACGCCCGGAUCGUGGAGGCUUUUUGUGCACGUCAUGGUCUCAAACUAGAGUUGUUCAGUUACGAAAACCCACCUCCACCGAUCACUUCUCUACGAACCUCGAAUUCACCAUUUGCAUCACCUUUACUUGGUUCGAGAAGUCCUGGGUUGUACAGUUCAGAACCUGGACUAGAAAGCUUCAAAAAUCAUGAUGGAAUUCCUCCUCUAAGUCUUGAUCCUCACUUAAUGAAAGGGAUUCACUCGCUUCCUUCGUCGCCACCUUUAGGGUCUCGGCAACUUGCCCCACCUGUCAUGGCUCUCCAAGAAAAGCUGCAUGGCUCAAAUCAAGUGGGUGUUGUUCAUCUUGCACUUCACAGUGAUCAAAAUGGCAUGAUUUUAAGUUGGCGGAGUGACCUUUUGGCGGUAGCAGAACCAGGAGAAAACGCAACAGAGUUUCUGCAGAAUGUAAUUAAUAGCCUGCGGCUAGGAUUAGCAGGGAAGACGCGGGCGCAGCUGCCGCCAAUCUCGAAUCUAGCCGGUCUUGUCGCUGGCUUCCCAAGAUUUAGCGUCGGUGGAACCCUGUAUAGUUUCAUGGGGCGUCAUACGCAGGUUUUGGCAGAUGGUCAAGAGGUGGGCGCCUACAUAUUCCGCAGAAUACUUGCUUCUGUUCACCUUACUCCUGAUGAUGUGCGCUGGAUGGUGGGUGGCUGGCGUGACCGCCUGGUCUUGUGCACUGGGAAGCAAGGGCCGCCAGAAACACUUGUCAAGGCUUUCUUGGAUGCAGGAGCAAAAGCAGUAGUUGUUCCUACAAUAAAGACGGAUAUGCAGGCUGCCGAAGGUGAUGUCCUGACACGAUCAGGGAGACCCAACACUCAGGAUGUGAAUGAUGCAGGUCGAUUUGUGAUUGCUGACGAUGAUGAUGAAGGGGAUUCAGAUGAAAGUAGUCCUGAGAGUGACUGGGAAGAUAGCGAUUUUGACAGGAAGGAGAAGCUAAUGGAACGGCAAGAGGCAGAAGAGAAGGAUCUGGCUGCUUUUGUCGGUGUUAUUUACGAUGCCCUCUUCCGUCAGGGCCUAGGGAUUGAGACUGCUCUUCAGCUCGCCAUGGAAGUUCAUCCCAAGCAGCACUACAAAUGCAUUAUGCCAACGACAUAGAAGAUGCUUCCACUUGCAAUGGUUGAACAUUCUCUUCUGGAUUUCUUUUGAUACAGCUACUAACGGACUAGUUUUUUUCUACGUGCAUCGAUUGAGUACCCUUGAGUGCAAGCAAGUUCAAUGUGGUUUGGUAGAUUCGACACAACCUGUUGCUAGUCCUUUUGAAUCGAGGGCAUUUAUACAGAAUAAUAAUGAGAAUAAAGAUGGUGUGGGGCGACUGAGCGAGUAUGUAUAUAUUCAGCGGACCAGAAGAUUAUUAGCACUAUUAGCACUGGUUAAUAAACUAUUUAUUUAUCCAUAAAUUCUAACUUUCAUUCUUAUCUGAUAUAAACGACUUGAUCUGA
This is a messenger RNA of Physcomitrium patens, 4982 nucleotides long. The record is from RefSeq and is a predicted model, not a curated record. Lineage: Eukaryota; Viridiplantae; Streptophyta; Bryopsida; Funariales; Funariaceae.